AUGGCUCUUCCGGCCUUCCAGAUGGUCUUUGGGUACGGGUACCAGGGGCAGCUCCUGAUUGAUGCCACAUGGAAUGCUCUCUGGGUGGCCAUGACCUCUGUCGGAAUGAUCUUCGGCGGGGUGGUCUGCGGCACGUUUUCGGACCUCUGGGGGAGGAAGGCUGGUAUGCUCCUGGGGUCAAUCCUUUCCACUAUCAGUAUGGCUGUUCAGUAUAUUGCUGGGAGCGCUAGUGUUCUUCUUGCAGGAAAGAUUUGGGCAUUCCCUAGCGCCAUUAUCCUCUUCCUAACCAUUCUCCCUGAAAGCCCGCACUACCUCAUGCACAAAGGCAAACUGGAAGCAGCUAAGAAAAGCCUCAAGACCCUCCACACCCCGCAAUACAAUAUCUCCCUAGCCAUCUCCUCCCUCCAACAGGAGAGCAUUGCAGAAGCCAUAACCAGCCAAAGCAGCUUCAGCACAGGCCUCCUAGGCAAUGUCCUCAUGUGGAUUGCCAUGGGCUAUAUCAGUCACCAACCUAUGCUCUUCACUAGUACCCUGGUCAACCUAAUCAUCCUCCUAACAGUGGGCAUAGCUGGUAUCUUCAGCGCCUAUAAAUCCGUAAUGCUUUACAUCACCAUCAUGAUCAACUUCAUGUAG
Aspergillus thermomutatus is the source of this 633-nucleotide messenger RNA. RefSeq lists its product as uncharacterized. Lineage: Eukaryota; Fungi; Ascomycota; Eurotiomycetes; Eurotiales; Aspergillaceae. Gene Ontology annotation, molecular function: carbohydrate:proton symporter activity. Gene Ontology annotation, biological process: transmembrane transport; carbohydrate transport. The transcript has 3 exons. Gene Ontology annotation, cellular component: membrane. Bases 1 to 633 code for a protein of 210 amino acids. The record is from RefSeq and is a predicted model, not a curated record.